Molecule: messenger RNA, 2336 nt
Organism: Triticum aestivum (bread wheat)
Lineage: Eukaryota; Viridiplantae; Streptophyta; Magnoliopsida; Poales; Poaceae
Product: vacuolar protein sorting-associated protein 24 homolog 1
Exons: 4
Coding region: 484-933 (149 amino acids)
Biological process (GO): vacuolar transport
Source: RefSeq, a predicted model, not a curated record
UACCCCUAAAAAAACACACCGCACACCACUCCUCUCUCUCCACGCGCAGCGAACCCUAGUGCUCUCACCCUCUCCCGGAUCCACCGCCGCCGCACACCACUCCUCCUUCUGGAUCCACCGCCGGCGCCCCCAACCCCACUCCCUCCCUCUGGAUCUCCACGCGCCACCGCCCCCACCCCACUCUCUCCCUCUGGAUCUCAACGCGCCGCCGCCCCGACCUGCUCCUCAUCGGGUUCCUCAUCAGGCUCCUCAUCGUCCUCCUCGACCUGCUGCUCCCACCCAUGCUCCUCUCGAACUUCCUCCGCGUUGGCGUCCACCACGCCUCCGCACACAGCCUCCUCGACCAGGCUAGGGGCUUCCACUUCCACUUCCGCACACAGCAGCAACUCCUUCUUCUCCUUCCCCACUGCUUCCGCCUACGAUCGAUCCCACCGGAGCACCACCACCCACCGCCACCACCGCGCGGAUCAGAGCGGAGCGCCGAUGGAGGUGGUGAAGAGCCUCCUGAAGCCGAAGCCGACACCGCAGCAGCAGCUGCGCGAGUGGCAGCGCCGCCUCCGUAACGAGGGCCGCAACAUUGAGCGCCAAAUCCAAGACGUGCAGAAGGAGGAGAAGAAGGUGGAGAAGGCCAUCCGGGACGCCGCCAAGGCGCUGGCCAAGGAGCUGGUGCAGUCCAGGAAGGUGGUCAACCAGCUCUACGAGAACAAGGACCAGCUCAACUCCAUGUCCAUGCACCUCGGAAAGAUCGUCGGAUGCUGUGAUCGACGGCCUGAACAGCAAGACCCACAUGAAGAUCCUGCUGAAGUGGAUGUGGGGCAGGAGGAUCAUCAAGCUCUUGUGCACGUAGCGAGGAGCUGCUCUUCGCCUCGCCUUGCGCUGAUGAAAAAUACCAGUGCUUUCAUUGCUAAUAAUACACGCAUGCUCCACAACUAAUAUAGAAGAUGCAUUUCCAUCCCAUCUAGUAGGUGCUGACUCGAUGCAAACAAAUAAAAUAAAAUUAGUAGGUGUUAUAUGCUGAACGAUGCUAGCUGUUGUACCAAUGUGAUUUUGCUUGCUUGAUUGAUGACUGCUUGUCAUUAAUUAGAAAAAAGACGAAGAAAACCUUGUCUAUUUUAUUUGAGGAGAAUCAUGUAGCCCAUUCACUAGACAACCAAUACUACUACUUGUAUUUGCAUGUUUGCUUGCUUGCUUGCUUGUAGCACUAUCAAGUGUGAGGAAAUUCAGUACUAGGAUGUGUGGAGCGACAUGAAUACAUUGCUGCCGUGGUAUCUGUAUUCCAUUGUCCAGAUGAUUGGGCCAUGGAAGUUAUGCAUGGUAGCAUACAUGACGUCUUCCUUUUUAGCCUCUAGGCUGGCGCAGUUUGCCUGUUCUUAGUGUAGGUAGCUAGAUAAUAUCUACCUCGGUUUUCAUGAUGCUCUGUAUGGUUGCCAUGUUUAGAAUAUAUCCACCUCCUUGUUGUGAUUGCAAUAACAUGAUUAUAAUAUGUUAAGUAGUUUCUAGUUUAGUAUUCGAGGUGAAAUGCUUGGAACAUCUGUGUAUACAUUCAGUAUUCAUCAGCUCAGCUCAGUGACAUGCUCUUAUACACAUCUACACAACUUUUGAGAUCUUUUUAAUUAAUGUAAGUAUGGAUGGAUUCUUAUUACAGUAAGACACGUGGUAUGGGAGCUGGGCGCAAGCUCAAGACCCACCGCAGGAACCAGAGGUGGGCUAACAAGGCAUACAAGAAGAGCCACUUGGGCAACGAGUGGAAGAAACCCUUCGCUGGAUCUGUACAUCAGCUCCCAUGAUGUUGCAUUAGCUAUAAUCUGUACUGCUAAAAGAGGAGUAUAAACUGGAGUAAUUUUUUCAGCCAUUAUAUUUGUUUUCUUUUGGGCUGAUGCUCUCCACUGGAGUACAGCUGGGUACUGCAUCUCUUUUUGCAUUCCUUUUUUAGUCAGUCCUUGAACAUUUUUUAAAAGAUGAACUAGAGUACUCCUGGAGAGCAGUACAUGGAGUAUAGCUGUAACUUCUUGCAGUAUAGCUGUAGCAGUCCAUUAAGAGUAGUUUUGCAUAAGUAGCAUUAUGAGUGUGAUGUGGAGGUAAGAGUGGAGUCUCUACUCUAGAAAGAGGGCUCUGAAUCGCUGUUUAGCCCAUUCGAUUUCUGUGGUUUCCAGUUUAGUGUAGGAACACAGAGCAAUGUGGCUGGAGUUUGAUUUUCAGUCGGCAUAGUCUGCCUAUCCUACUGAUUUGUUGCACGUAAUUAGAAUUUGUAGGUUUAGUAUGAACGUUCCUUAAUCCAUUGGAUGGCCUCUGGCUAGUUCAGUUGGUAUCUAGUCUAGAAUAAAUUAUUUUUCCCA